Schizosaccharomyces osmophilus is the source of this 1884-nucleotide messenger RNA. RefSeq names its product plasma membrane beta-glucan biosynthesis protein. The record is from RefSeq and is a predicted model, not a curated record. Gene Ontology annotation, molecular function: glucosidase activity. The transcript has a single exon. Gene Ontology annotation, biological process: fungal-type cell wall organization; (1->6)-beta-D-glucan biosynthetic process. The coding region runs from base 1 to 1884 and encodes 627 amino acids. Lineage: Eukaryota; Fungi; Ascomycota; Schizosaccharomycetes; Schizosaccharomycetales; Schizosaccharomycetaceae. Gene Ontology annotation, cellular component: plasma membrane; endoplasmic reticulum membrane.
AUGAACUUCGAUCCAGCAAAGCUGCCUAAAGAACCUGACAGUGUAUACAUUAGUCCCAUUUGGUUAAAUCACUCUGAUCAUUCUUCUAACUCUGGGUCAUCAUCGUUCAACAUUUCCGAGCGUACCUCUACUUCUUCAAAUAUUUCCCCUCUUCCCAAUACAAAUAGCUUUCUUCAUUCCGAAGAAACACCUAUUACUAACGAAGCUCUUUCACACUCCCUCCUUCAUCAAGAGGAAUUGAGCAGGUAUCCUUCCUUCUUUUGCAAUCCUAAUAAUGGCAUUAACUCCUCUGCAAGUAGCAGAGAAGGAUUUAAAGGUUCAGAUUAUGCUCAAAGUAUCAUUAAUCCGUCCUUGUUCGGGCACUUUGAUGCUAAUUGGAUUUACCGGUGCAAAGAGGAGGAUGAUGAUAUUCAUAAUCCAAAUUUUUCCGUCCUCAGUGUUGAUCAAUAUAAGAAGUCUUUGGGUUGGUCUCGCUGGGGGGAUAUUAUAUCGCUUCUUCUUUUAUUACUUGGUUUCAUUUUGCUUUUCAUAAUCUUCCCAGCGUUGACCUACACUGGAAAUGUUUCUCCUAAAAAGGAACAUAACCCUGCUAUGGCUGAGCAAGUUACUGAUCAUCUAUUUGGUCUUUUGCGUUUUCCUCGAACUGACCUGGUGGAUCCUGACACUCCAGAUUCUGCGCUAACCAAGGUUGGUGUAAAUGGAAAAAACUACAAACUGAUGUUUUCUGAUGAAUUCAAUAAACCAGGUAGGAGUUUCUAUCCUGGAGAUGACCAGUUCUGGGAGGCGUCGGAUUUACAUUAUGCUGCAACUAAUGACUUGGAGUGGUAUGAUCCAGAUGCAAUAACUACUGUCAAUGGUACAUUGGAUAUUAAACUAGAAUCUUUUGCAAAUCAUAAUUUGAAUUUUCGAUCCGGCAUGUUGCAAUCAUGGAACAAGCUUUGUUGGAAGGGCGGCAUCAUAGAGAUUUCUGCUUCACUUGGAGGCUCUGGUGAGCACGCUGGCUUAUGGCCCGGUCUGUGGACAAUUGGUAACCUCGCUCGUCCUGGUUAUAUGGCCACGACAGAAGGAGUAUGGCCUUAUUCUUAUUCCCAGUGUGACGCUGGAAUAACACCAAAUCAGUCAUCUUGGGAUGGCAUAUCGUAUUUACCCGGACAAAAAUUGUCUAGCUGCACAUGCGAUGGUGAAGAUCAUCCUAGCCUUGGCGUUGGCCGUGGCGCACCAGAGAUCGAUGCGCUUGAAGGAUCUACUGAAAAGCUUAACCCGGAUGAUGAGCUUGACGUUGGGUCCGCUUCCCAAUCUAGUCAGUUUGCUCCAUUUGAUCUGUUCUAUCUUCCAAAUUAUGAUUAUUUGGUAAUCCACAAUCAAAGCGUAACCCACAUGAAUUCUUAUGUGGGUGGUCCGUUUCAGCAAGCAUUAUCCGGAAUAACUAUUUUAAACAAUAGUUGGUAUGAACGGAGGGCUUUCCAAACUUAUGGUUUUGACUAUAAGCCAGGUGAAGCCGAUGGAUAUGUAUCAUGGUUUGUAGGUCCCAAUCACACUUGGACAAUGCUUGGAGCAGCUGUUGGUCCUAACGGUAACGUCGGGGCCCGACAAAUAAGCGAGGAACCCAUGUCCAUCGUAUUUAAUUUGGGUAUCUCAAAUAAUUGGGCUUAUUACUACUUCCGGGAUUUGCAUAUGCCAGCCACCAUGUCGAUUGAUUUCAUCCGUAUUUAUCAGGACCCUGAAGAUGACAAUAUGCACAUUGGAUGUGAUCCACCUGGGUAUCCUACAACUGAGUAUAUUGCAAACCAUCCUAUUGCUUAUAAAAACGCGAACAAAACGAGCUGGGAAAUGACUGGAUACGAAUGGCCAAAGAAUAGUUUAAUGCAUGGUUGUAGUGUUUAA